Messenger RNA from Astyanax mexicanus (Mexican tetra), 2406 nucleotides. It is a transcript of the gene pde1a, whose product is annotated as phosphodiesterase 1A, calmodulin-dependent. Lineage: Eukaryota; Metazoa; Chordata; Actinopteri; Characiformes; Acestrorhamphidae. The transcript is spliced from 15 exons. Gene Ontology annotation, molecular function: 3',5'-cyclic-nucleotide phosphodiesterase activity. Gene Ontology annotation, biological process: signal transduction. The coding region runs from base 302 to 2158 and encodes 618 amino acids. The record is from RefSeq and is a predicted model, not a curated record.
ACGCAGGAGAGCAGUAUUGUGUGUGUGUGUGUGUGUGUGUGCUCAGUGCUUCGGGCUGUGAAUCUUCGCUCUGCGCUUUCUCGCGCUCUCUCGCUCUCACACACACACACCGUGGCAGCGUACACAUGGUCACACGCGCGCACACACACCCACACACUAGCCGCCCGAUGCUGUGCGGACUGGGAGAGCGGCAGAAGCUCUGGACGGAGCUCCAGCACACACACAUGCUCCACCCGCUACCUGCAGACUCCCUUACAGCAUAGGAAAACACACACACACACACACACACACACACGCGGUGAUGGAAGCCAUGGAUUCUCUGGUGAACGAUACAGACGGGCUGGAGAAUAAUUCCAUGAAGUACGGCAGGAACGAGCAGACCGAGAGAAUGUGGAUCCGGCUGAAGGGAAUGCAGAAGUACAAAAACACCUCUCAGAGGUUGAGAUGUUUGGUGAAGCAGUUGGAUAAAGGAGAGGUGAAUGUGGUGGAUCUCAGGAAGAAUAUUGAAUAUGCCGCCUCAGUGCUGGAAGCAGUUUAUAUUGAUGAAACACGGCGGCUGCUGGACACCGAGGAUGAGCUCAGUGAUAUCCAGGCCGACUCCGUACCGAUGGAGGUGCGUGAUUGGCUGGCCUCCACCUUUACCAGGAAGAUGGGCGUGGUUCGGCGGCGGCCGGAGGAGAAGCCGCGGUUCCGCAGCAUCGUCCACGCAGUGCAGGCUGGGAUCUUCGUGGAGAGGAUGUACAGAAGGACGUCUAACAUGGCCGGGUUGACGUAUCCUCCAGCUGUGAUUCUGGCUCUGAAGGAUGUGGAUAAAUGGUCUUUCGACGUGUUCACACUUCACGAGGCGAGCAGCGAACACGCCCUGAAGUUCCUGGUGUACGAACUGCUCACCAGAUACGACCUGAUCAACCGCUUCAGGAUACCCGUUUCCUCUCUGGUGGCGUUUGUGGAGGCUCUGGAGGUGGGCUACAGUAAACACAAGAACCCCUACCAUAACCUGACCCACGCUGCCGACGUCACCCAGACCGCUCACUACCUGAUGCUCCACACGGGUGUUAUGCACUGGCUCACCGAACUGGACAUACUGGCCAUGGUGUUCGCUGCUGCUAUACACGACUUCGAACACACCGGGACCACCAACAACUUCCACAUUCAGACCAGGUCAGAGGUGGCUAUUCUCUAUAACGACCGGUCGGUUCUGGAGAAUCACCACGUGAGCGCCGCCUACAGGCUGAUGCAGGAGGACGAGAUGAACAUCCUGGUUAAUCUGAACAAAGACGACUGGAGAGAGCUGCGCACCCUGGUGAUCGAGAUGGUCAUGAGUACGGAUAUGUCCUGCCACUUCCAGCAGAUUAAAACCAUGAGGAACUCACUGCAGCAGCCGGAGGGGAUAGAUAAAGCUAAAGCUCUGUCUCUGAUGCUGCACGCUGCUGAUAUCAGCCACCCGGCUAAAGGCUGGAACCUCCACUACCGCUGGACCCAGGCUCUGAUGGAGGAGUUCUUCAGACAGGGGGAUAAAGAGGAAGAAUUAGGGCUGCCCUUCUCUCCACUGUGUGAUCGAAAAGCUACUAUGAUCGCUCAGUCUCAGAUAGGCUUCAUCGACUUCAUCGUGGAGCCGACGUUCUCUGUGCUGGUGGACACCACAGAGAAGAUCAUCACUCCUCUCAUAGAGGAAGCUUUAAAGUCGGGCGGCUCCAGCGUCCGCAGGUCCAGUCUGACAGGUCGCGGUUCCACUGCGGUGGUGGAGUCGGUUCAGAGACACAGUGAGAGAGACUGCGGUACUGACUACUCUCUCGCCGGCAUCGACCUCAAACGGGUCCGGCACGCGCUGGCCGAGGUCAUCCAGAGCAACAAGGAGCGCUGGAAGGAGCUUUCAGUACAGGAGCUGGCGAGUAAGGAGCGAGAGCAGCGAUUGGACCGUGAGGAAUCUCCACAGAAACCCGGCGUCACUCUGAUCCACAGCAGCCCGACCCGAGCCAAUCACGAGUCAGAGCCGAAGGUUCUGAAUGAACUGAACAGCACACACUCGCUGCACUCCUCCCUGAACUCUAUAGAGCACAGCUCCCGUUCCCCCGGCGACGCCACGCCCGAAGCCACGCCCAAGCCCAGCCCCGACGACCCGCAGCCACCGCUACCCUGGAACGGGAAAACGGCCUGAGGGGGCGGAGCUAUGAGACGGUUCUGAGACCCGCCCCCCCGCCGGGGCGACCGACACUGUGUGGGUGUACUGUGGCCAGUAUGGGUGAUGUACAUAUACACUGUGCCCAUUGUAUCGUAACGCUACUGUAUCCUCCCAACUCCUGAGGGCCAAUCACUCGGCAAACGAGGGAUUUUCUUUUUUCUUUUCUUCAUGUGUCCAUGACAGCGGCCAUCGUCAUGGAAACGGUGGAAUGCGCAUCGUCAUGG